This is a messenger RNA of Pocillopora damicornis (cauliflower coral), 1032 nucleotides long. Its product is annotated as dehydrogenase/reductase SDR family member 7. Lineage: Eukaryota; Metazoa; Cnidaria; Anthozoa; Scleractinia; Pocilloporidae. Gene Ontology annotation, molecular function: oxidoreductase activity. The record is from RefSeq and is a predicted model, not a curated record.
GGGUUUCGGUGAAACUCGUGUGACCUUGUAACGAUGGGUCGUAAAUUUUGGAUAGUUGCAAUUCUUGUUCCCAUCCUUUGCUGCUUUCUUUUGAAAUACCAAGAUGCUGAUUUUAUAUUGAUGAUGUACGAGAUUAUCGGCCAAGAUCCUGCCACUGCAUUGCGAGGAAAAGUUGUUUGGAUCACUGGUGCUUCGAGUGGGAUCGGUGAAUAUUUAGCUUAUGAACUGGCUAAAUACGGCUGUAAACUAGUUCUUUCUGCACGGAGGAAAACAAAGUUGGAGAGAGUUAAGGAAAACUGUGCAGCAAUUGCGACUGGUCUUAAUUCUUCAUUUGAAAAAGAUCAAGAUAUUCUGGUACUUCCACUAGAUUUGCUAAAACAUGACACUCAUGGCAAUUUGACUCAAGAUGUCCUUAAGCAUUUUGGAAAGGUUGAUAUUUUGGUUAACAAUGGAGGCCGUUUCCAGAAAUCUUGGAUAAGAAAAACUCCAUUAGAGGUGGACAAGGCUGUUUUUGAUUUAAAUGUUUUUGGUACCAUCUCUUUGACCAAAGCAGUUCUUCCACAUAUGAUUGAAUGGAAACAAGGACAGAUUGUGGUGGUUAGCAGUGUCUUGGGAAAGAUGGGAGUUCCUCAUUCAGUGGUGUAUUGUGCCACAAAACAUGCCUUGCAGGGUUACUUUGAUGGGGUACGUAUUGAGCUGGCACAGCACAACAUCCAUGUACAGACUGUCCUUCCAGGGCCAGUGGAGUCGCAAGUUGCUAAUAAGGCUUUUACAGAGGACAUCAACAUUGAGUACAAAGACUCACCAGAGUUUAUCAAGAUAGACUUUCCAGUAAUGCCGACUGAACGCUGUGCAAGACUUAUGGCGAUUGGGAUGGCAAACAACUUGGAUGAAAUAUGGAUCUCACAGAACCCAAUGUUGUUAGCGACUUACAUGAGACAGAUCAUAAAAGCCGCAAUGGAUAGAAUGAUGACUUCCUACGAGGCAAAGUUAUCAUCGGAAAGGCACAAGCGACGAGCUCAGGAGACGUGA